Molecule: messenger RNA, 1246 nt
Organism: Agelaius phoeniceus (red-winged blackbird)
Lineage: Eukaryota; Metazoa; Chordata; Aves; Passeriformes; Icteridae
Gene: MRPS10
Product: mitochondrial ribosomal protein S10
Biological process (GO): translation
Cellular component (GO): ribosome; mitochondrial small ribosomal subunit; mitochondrion
Molecular function (GO): structural constituent of ribosome
Source: RefSeq, a predicted model, not a curated record
GCGGAGCCAAGAUGGCGGCGGGCUGGCUAUGGCGGCGGCUCUGUCAGGGAUCAGCUUUUCCUGUCAGUUAUGCAAGCAGAAUUAUGCAAAAGCAGUAUUUUCUUCCGAGCUCCACCUUGAUGGGAGCACGGCUGGCUGGAUCCCAUGGUGAUACACAGGAGCCCAAGACUAAUCCUUUGGUGUCUAUUUCAGAUGAGCCAGAAACACUGUACAAGAGAUUGUCCAUUUUAGUUAAAGGCCACGAUAAAGCUGUGUUGGACAGCUAUGAAUAUUUUGCAGUGCUUGCAGCUAAAGAACUUGGCAUCUCUGUUGAAAAAGUAGAUAAACCCCCGAAGACGAUAGAGAGAUUUACACUUCUCAAAUCUGUACACAUUUACAAGAAGCACAGAGUUCAGUAUGAAAUGAGAACACAUUACAUGUGUUUAGAGUUAAAAUACCUAACAAGCAGUACUGCUGCAGUUUACUUGGAGUAUGUGCAACGAAACUUACCUGAAGGGGUUGCCAUGGAAGUGAAAAAGACUAAGAUAGAGAAAAUACCAGAACACAUUCAGAAACCUGUUUGGGAUACACUACCUCAAGUAAAAGAAACUGAAGUAAAGUCAUGAACACACCAGGUACUUGGCUCCAUUAGUACUGAAAUUCAUUGCUCCUAUCAACCUCAUUUACUGAGACAGUCCAUUGUUAAAUAAAGGUUCUCUUAUAAAGAAAUUGUAUAAACUCUUGUUCCAUCAAGUUAUUUUUGCUCAUAACUCCAGUACACUGAACUGCUAUAAAGAGAAGUUUUACUGUGUUCUGUGAUCAGUGACUGUGGUAAUUUAUAAUAAAUUUGUAGAAAGGUAAAGUUUAUUUUUACUUAUAUAUGUAAAAGUAUGUGUAUAUAUACAUAAAUAUAAAUUCAUCACCUCCUUUUGAUACUAGACGGCUUCUGCAUGCUGAAAUUCUUCCAAAUCCACUUCACGUUUGUGUCAUGUUUAAUAUUAUGGAUGCCAGACUGUUAUCAAUUUAUCAAUUUUGGAUAAACUAGUUUGUUGGAUAAACUAUUUCCCAUCUUCUCUUCAUGUACCUAUACCACAUUUCUCCAUUUUUGCUUCCUGCCACAUUUCUUAGCAAGUGCCAACAGCACCACUCCCAUCAUUGCUUUAGGUUUUCUCUCAAGUAAUCUUCCUUCCUCCUGACCAACUCCUGAUUUUUCAGUCAGAAGAUUUGUAGUUGCAAUAAAUACCCCAUGCUUCAUACUGUUUAUAGA